Messenger RNA from Cylicostephanus goldi, 347 nucleotides. NCBI's taxonomy places the organism in Eukaryota, Metazoa, Nematoda, Chromadorea, Rhabditida, Strongylidae. The record is from the annotation of a GenBank genome assembly.
AUGGCAGCUGCGGAAGGCAUGAGCCCAGAAGAUGUAAAGAAGCACACCGUGGAAUCGCUCAGCGUCAUUCCUGUGGGAGACGGUCAUCACGGCAGAGACUUCUAUAAAUUCUUCUUCACAAAUUAUCCAGAGGUCCGAAAGUUCUACAAAGGCGCUGAAGAGUUCAAAGCUGAUGAUGUACAAAAAAGCGAAAGAUUUGACAAAUUAGGAGAUGCCAUACUACUUUUUGUGCAUGUCUUAGCCAACACUUAUGACAACGAGCCAGUGUUUCGGGCCUUCACGCGAAGAACUAUGAAGGAACACUUUGACCGAGGAGUCGAUCCUAAAUAUUGGAAGGUUAGUUAGAC